This is a messenger RNA of Emiliania huxleyi CCMP1516, 606 nucleotides long. RefSeq lists its product as hypothetical. Lineage: Eukaryota; Haptophyta; Isochrysidales; Noelaerhabdaceae. The transcript has 2 exons. The annotation marks the transcript as partial. The record is from RefSeq and is a predicted model, not a curated record.
GCGGCGGCGGCGGCAGCUCCUGCGGCGGCGGCGCCUGCGGCGACAGGGGCGGCGUCGGCUGCCACCGCGUCCCGCUGGACGAGGGUGGCGGGCUCGCGCGGAGCGAACCGCCUCAAGCGGUGGGCGGUGGGCGGCGUCGCCACCGCCAUCCACUUGCUGCGCAACCGUUUUGUGAAGCUGCGCAAGUCUGCUGCUGCUGCUGCUGCUGCUGCCACGGCAACACCCAUCCCCCGGCCUCCUCCCGCCGCCGCCAGCCUGACGCCCCCACCCGCCGUCGCCGCCGCGGGCACGCCCAACAACCCGGGCGUGCUGGGCGUGGUGAUGGGCCUGCUCGGUGCCCUGUUUUGGUAGGUUGCGAGGUCGCUAGGGGCAGAGAGUGCACUGCUUGGAUGCUGCUUGCAGAUUUUUUGGUUGCGCCGCGCUGCUCGCAUGAUAAAUUGAUGCCGCCGCAGGCCCGCGCCUGUCGUCUGUGACGCACACAACGCAUGCAUGCAUGUUCCAAGUUCCAUGAGUAUCUCAGCGUGUCGAGCUGCGGUCGUCGGCGCUGAUGGCGGUCGAGCUCGAGGACGCCCAGCGGAAUCCGUGAUGGUCGCGCCUAGGGUGUCU